CUUUGAGAUUGAAAAGCUAUUUAUAAGUUUUAAUGUAUUACAAUUACUUUGUGGAGUCUCUCUCUCUCUCUGAUGCACUAGGACAGAGUUUAUUGCUAGCCAGUGGAGAGGAAUGGUCCCGCAGAAGACGCCUGCUAACUCCAGCUUUCCACUUUGACAUACUGAAGGGCUAUGUUACCAGGUUUAACACCUCGACUAACACCAUGCAUGACAAGUGGCGUCACCUGUUGGCAGGAGGAAGAACCAACAUAGAAAUGUUCCAUCACGUCACCCUGAUGACACUGGACAGUUUGCUGAAAUGUGCCUUCAGUUACAACAGUAACUGCCAGGAGUCCACUAGUGAAUAUGUGUCAGCCGUUAUGGAGCUGAGUGACCUGAUCUUAGAUCGUCGCCAAAAGCUUUUACACCACUGGGACUGGAUUUAUUGGAGAACUAAACAGGGCCAACGUUUCAAAAAAGCCAUUAAUAUUGUACACAGGUUCACUCAGGAUGUUCUUGAGCAGCGCCGAGCCCUGAUCAGCCAACAGAAAGAAAUACAACAUGAUUUCACCACAACACCUCAGAAGAAGAAAGACUUUGUGGACAUUUUACUGUUGUCAAAGGAUGAAGCUGGGCGAGGACUAACAGAUGGGAUACAAGCAGAGGCCAACACCUUCAUGUUUGCGGGUCAUGAGACCACAGCAAGUGCAAUUUGCUGGACACUCUACAAUUUAGCACACCACCCCCACUAUCAAGAAAAGUGUCGACAGGAGGUGAUGGAUUUAAUGAGAGGAAGAGAUCGACAGAACAUGGAGUGGGAGGAUCUGUCUGGUCUGCCGUUCACCACCAUGUGCAUCAGAGAGGCUCUCAGACUGCACUCUCCAGUGCUGGCUGUCACCAGGAAGUACACCCAGGACAUGGAACUGCCAAAGAAUCGGACAGUGCCAAAGGGAGUGAUCUGUUUGGUCAGUAUUUAUGGAACACACCACAAUGGCACUGUCUGGACAAACCCACAUGAGUUUGAUCCUCUGCGUUUCGAACCCACCAUGGCGGGGCGGGAUUCUCAUGCCUUCAUCCCCUUUUCCUCAGGACCCAGGAACUGUAGUCAGAAAUUUGCCCUGGCAGAGCUGCGUGUUGGUUGUGGCAUUGACUCUGCUCAGGUUCCAUCUAACCCCAGGCUUGGACCCCAAACUGGGUACCACCUCUGA
This is a messenger RNA of Thalassophryne amazonica, 1187 nucleotides long. RefSeq names its product cytochrome P450 4F5-like. The record is from RefSeq and is a predicted model, not a curated record. Lineage: Eukaryota; Metazoa; Chordata; Actinopteri; Batrachoidiformes; Batrachoididae. Gene Ontology annotation, molecular function: heme binding; monooxygenase activity; oxidoreductase activity, acting on paired donors, with incorporation or reduction of molecular oxygen.